UAUAACUGAAGUUUUGAACGGAAAUAGUGCUAGGUGCUAUGAAUCCUUUAGGAUGGUGCCACGUGUGUUCAAAAGUCUAUGUGAGACACUGAAGGGCUUGGAAAUGUUAAAAGAUACAAGACAUGUUCAAGUGGAGGAACAAUUAGCAAUGAGUCUCUUAGUUCUCACGCAUAGAUUAACACACCGUGUGAUUUCUAAGCGGUUUCAACAUUCUACUAGAACGGUACAUAAUUGUGCGAAGCGUGUGGUACGUGCACUUGUACGGUUGGGGCGCGAAAUAAUAAAGCCAGUUAAUAGAGGACCAGUGCAACCAGAAAUAUUGGGAAAUCCAAAAUGGUAUCCAUAUUUUGAGAAAUGUCUACGUGCUAUAGACGGAACGCAUGUGGCAGCUUGGGCACCUACAUCAAGGCAAACUACAUUUCGAGGUAGAAAAGGAGGAAUGGUGACUCAAAAUGUCAUGGCGGUUUGCUCGCAUGACAUGAUGUUUACAUUCGUAUUUGCGGGUUGGGAAGGAAGUGCAAAUGAUUCUCGCAUAUUCUUAGAUGCACUUUCAAAGCCUGAAAUUGGGUUUCCCCUGCCACCCGAAGGUCAUUACUACGUUGUUGAUGCUGGUUACCCAAAUGUACCUGGUUUUUUGGCACCAUACCGUGGGGAAGCCUAUCACUUGAAUGAGUUUCGUGGCCAAGGACAAAUACGAAAUAAGCAAGCUCUAUUUAAUUAUCGACACUCAUCAUUGCGGAAUGUGAUUGAGAGAUGCUUUGGACUUUUAAAGGCGAGAUUUCCAAUUCUAAAGUCCAUUAACGCUUACCCAUUGGUUAGACAAAGCCAAAUCCCUAUUGCAUGUUGUGCAUUACACAAUUUCAUACGAUUGAAAGAUAUGGAUGAUCAAUUAGCUAGCAUGUACGGCAUGCAAGAUAUGAUUUUGGAUGAUGAUGGUGGAAGCACUAGUGGAGUUGGAAAUGAUGGUGGAAGCACUAGUGGACUUGGAAAUGAUACCGUACAAUUAGAUAUGAGUCAACAACAUCAAAUGCUACAAGUGCGUGAAGACAUUGCGAAUGCAAUAUGGGCAAAUUAUAAUAAUUGAUGAUGUACUCCAUUUUAUUUGUAAUGUUUUGUAAUAACAUUUUAUCAUGACAUAACUUAGUCUUAAUUAAUUGCU
Molecule: messenger RNA, 1159 nt
Organism: Ipomoea triloba (trilobed morning glory)
Lineage: Eukaryota; Viridiplantae; Streptophyta; Magnoliopsida; Solanales; Convolvulaceae
Exons: 3
Coding region: 53-1084 (343 amino acids)
Source: RefSeq, a predicted model, not a curated record